This is a messenger RNA of Poecilia reticulata (guppy), 2114 nucleotides long. The record is from RefSeq and is a predicted model, not a curated record. Lineage: Eukaryota; Metazoa; Chordata; Actinopteri; Cyprinodontiformes; Poeciliidae.
UAAACACCAGAUGAUUUGUUUGUAACCUACAUCCUGAGAAAUUAACUAUCAAAUGCCAGACUUGCAAACAUCCCGACACAACCUGAAAGCAGCACGGCGUUUGCUCUCCUGAASUCGGGAAAUCAGUGACCCCUGCAGGACAAGCUGACUUUGACACGUCAGCUGGAUCUUUACAGACGGGUCAUUCAACCCGGCUGCUCUUAUCAACUCCACGUUUGUUGCUGUCGUUUAACCAUGCACUGCCUCAAAGCGCUGCGACUGUCAGAACUUCUACAAGUUAUUUCCAAAAAUACAAAUACGAUGAGGAAUUUUCUCUCCAUACAUCCAGCAUGUUGUUUGAUCAGAAAUUCAACAAYUACAUUUCAGCGACGAACUUACACCCACCCGGAUCAUUUCCAUAAUAAAAUGAACAUGCAUUCCACAUCUCCCAGUUCUGGAGUGGAAAACAUGCUUUUCUACACCAUCACCGAAGGAAGAGACCAAGUGCCCAUUUCAUACUUUAAUGCUGCACUGAAAAAAACUGGCCUUCAGCCCUCAGACCCUCGGCUCAGAGAGUGCAUGGAGAAGCUUCGRCGGACUGUGACGGACUCUGUUGGUGAGGUGAUGAUGGACAGAGACCUUUUCCACAGAUGUGUCGGUGGCAACAUUGUUCUGCUGAUCCAGGCCUUCCGGAAAAAAUUCAUCAUCCCUGARUUUGAUGUGUUUGCAGAGAAAAUCAAUGAAAUCUACAAGACAGUACAAGAACAAAGUGAUGGCAAGGUUGCUGACUACAUCCCUCAGCUGGCCAAGUUCAGUCCAGAAUUAUGGGGUGUUUCUUUAUGUACAGUCGAUGGGCAGAGGCAUUCUGUUGGUGACACAAAGCAGCCCUUCUGUCUGCAGUCAUGUGUGAAGCCCUUGCAGUAYGCCAUCGCUGUCCAYGAGUCUGGAACAGAGAAGGUCCACAACUAUGUCGGCAUGGAGCCCAGCGGACUCAAGUUCAACGUUCUUUCUCUUGAUGAGGAAGAUAAGCCUCACAACCCSAUGGUGAAUGCUGGAGCCAUUUUGAUCAGCUCUCUUAUCAAGCCUUUCUCAAAUAAGGCAGAAAAGUUUGACUAUGUUAUGGAGUUUGUGAAAAARAUGGCCGGCCAAGAAUAUGUUGGAUUUAGCAAUGCCACGUUUCAGUCAGAAAAGGAAACUGGUGACAGAAAUUUUGCCAUUGGUUACUACAUGAAAGAGAAGAAGUGCUUUCCUCCAGGAGCUGAUAUGAUUGAUGCCCUUGAUUUUUACUUCCAGCUUUGUUCCAUUGAGGUGUCCUGUGAAUCAGGAAGUGUCAUGGCUGCUACUCUGGCUAAUGGAGGGAUCUGUCCAAUCACAGGCGAGCGAGUCUUGAGUGCAGAGGCAGUGAGAAACACGUUGAGCCUCAUGCAUUCCUGUGGCAUGUACGACUUCUCUGGCCAGAUGGCUUUUCAUGUGGGCUUGCCGGCAAAAUCCGGAGUGUCUGGUGCAAUACUGCUGGUGAUYCCUAAUGURAUGGGAGUGAUGUGUUGGUCCCCACCUUUGGACAGAGUUGGGAACAGUGUUCGGGGAAUACACUUCUGUGAGGAGCUGGUUUCACAGUUCAAUUUCCACAAUUACGACAAYCUGAGGCACUUUGUAAAGAAGCAAGACCCCCGUCGGCAGGAUGGAGAUGACAGGAACAAGUCUGUUUUCAACUUAAUGUUUGCUGCCUUCAGCGGGGAUGUGUCAGCACUGAGAAGGUACCMAAAGCUUUGGCUUUUAUUUGUCCUGUUUCUUUACAUCUGGUCUGAAUAAUAACACAACAAUAUGAACAACAAAUUGAAUCAAGGAGGAACUCUGUUUAAAGUUAUAAGCAUGAACUGUUGCUUGGCAUAGAUUUCCACCAGUUGUAGUUUCAUGUUUAUUUUAGUGCUUAUUAUGACAAACAAUACAAUACAGGAGRUMAAUAAUUUUUUAUAACAGUGGUAUGUGCACAAAAUKUAUUUCUAAGUAUGUAAUUGGUCUUUUACAACAGUACACAAUAAAGUGGGCAAUGAGUGCAGAGUUGUAUAACUAUUGUACAAUUUUGGUCAAUAAAUUACACUUAGAUAUAUGUUUUUUUUCAAGGGUUUGCUUAU